CUGGACAGAAUGUUCGCUUCGACGUCACAAAGAAAUGAUGAUGGUUUGCGGGCGUCUUACAAUAUCUCGUUACUUAUAGCAAAAUCCGGAAAACCGUAUACUAUCGGAGAGAAGUUAAUUUUUCCAGCCGUUGAAGAGGUUUUAAAAACUGUUUUACGCAAACCUACAUUUGAUAUCAUUAAAAGAAUUCCCUUAAGCAACAAUACUGUUGAAAGACGUAUUGAUGAAAUGAGUUCUGAUAUUGAAAGCUUCUUAUGUAAUUAUUUGCAAACGACCCAUUUCUCCAUACAACUGGACGAGUCAACUUUACCUGAUAAUGCAGCAUUAUUAUUGGCAUAUGUUCGUUUUAUUAUGAAUCAAGAAAUCGACGAAGAACUGCUCUUCGUAAGAACUUUGAUAACCGACACUAAAGGUGAAUCAAUAUUUCAUGUUUUGAAGGAUUACUUCAUUGAAAAAGCAAUUCCUUUAUCAAAUAUAAUAUCAGUAGCUACAGAUGGAGCACCUGCCAUGGUUGGACAAGUGCAAGUAUCAAAAACUAAAGUGUGGCAAACGCUGCGUCCACGUGUACAAGCCCUCCAACCUGACGAUUUUCCAGCAAGAGUGCGGUUUUGUGAGUGGUUGUUGCAUCAACAUGACAAUAAUCCGGACUUUUUGAAGUGCAUAUUGGUGACAGACGAAUCUACGUUCACGCGUAAUGGGGUGAAUAACUUUCGCAACACUCAUGUUCGGUCAUUUUCAACAAACAUUUUCGGUGAAUGUUUGGGCUGGCAUGACUUUUCACGCAACAUUUUGCCUUCCUUGUUAGAAGAUGUGCCAUUAAGUGUAAGACAAUCAAUUCGACUUACGAACGAACAACCCUUGCAAAUUAUUGAAUUUUACUAUCAAAAUUCAUGCUCGGUUAAGAGAGUGCAUCGAGCACUGCUUCCAAUUUAUGGGCAAUUUGGUCGGCCUGCUGAGGGAGCUAUUCGGAAGCUUGUGAUUAAAUUUCGAACCCAGUUUAUAUUAUUGGACAUUAAACCACCAACACGCAGACGUAGAGUGAUGACUGAAGAAAAUAUUGCGGCUGUAUCCGCCAGUGUUAGUGAUGACCGUGAAAUGUCGAUUCGCCGCCGUUCGCAGCAACUGGGCAUCUGUUACUCCACUACGUGGAAAAUUUUGCGACAGGAUUUGGAUGUAAAACCUUAUAAGAUACAGCUGGUGCAAGAAUUGAAGCCACACGACCUCCCACAACGUUUCCAAUUCGCUCAUUUCUGGUUGAAUGGGUACGUUAACAAGCAAAAUUGCCGCAUCUGGAGUGAAGACCAGCCAGAAGCAUUGCAAGAGCUACCAAUGCAUCCCGAAAAAAUCACUGUUUGGUGUGGAUUACAGGCCGGUGGCAUCAUCGGGCCGUACUUCUUCAAAGACGACAAUGGCCGGAACGUAACUGUGAAUGGCGAGCGCUACCAGCUGGACUUGGCUGACAUGUGGUUUCAACAAGACGGUGCCACAUGCCACACCGCACACGAAACAAUGGCCCUAUUAUCCUGUGAUUUAACGCCGUUGGACUAUUUCUUGUGGGGCCAUGUUAAGGCUAAUAUCUACGGGGAUAAACCAGCAACGAUUGACGCACUGGAAGCCAAUAUUGAAGCAUUUAUUCGUGAGAUACCGGCCGAUAUGUUGGAGAGAGUGUGCCAAAAUUGGACCUUGUGCAUGGGCCAUCUAAAGCGGAGCCGCGGCCCACAUUUGCAUGAAAUAACCUUUAAACAUUAA
This is a messenger RNA of Acanthoscelides obtectus, 1749 nucleotides long. Lineage: Eukaryota; Metazoa; Arthropoda; Insecta; Coleoptera; Chrysomelidae. The record is from the annotation of a GenBank genome assembly.